AUGGCAUCACUUCACCAUGAAGCUCUGCUGCUGCUCACAAAUACCCCGGCCUCGUUCUCAGCGCUGAAGACGGUCCACGGCUCUACGCUGAAGACGGUGGUGUCAGAGCUGGCGGCUGCUAUAAAAGACGGGACUGCAGAAGAUGGACAUGAUAUAAAAGACGGACAGUCGGCAGUGGCAGUGCUGGACGUUGCGGUCGUCGUUCGAGGUCUGAAUCCUGCUGGAGAGAAACCGUUUGCCCGGCUGCAGCAGUUCCUGGCGAGUUUCUACAAGCUGCUCGGCGCCGUCAGCGUCUCUGUCUCUGCUGAGCUGGAUGGACCUGGCGGCAUCGAUGCGAGAGUCUUCUUUCUAGACGUCGAGUCUCAGAUACCACAUCCCUAUGGUCCGAUCAUCGACGUGAAGAGCUUCCUGGCCUCGAACCGAUCCUGGGAUACUGUAUACGCCUCGGCGGAUGGGAGUGCGAGCAGGCUUGCCGCCAUGCUCAACGGCAGCAUGGCUACUGAUAUUCGCAAACUGCCAGGACCAGGAGGAGACGAACAGCCGGAAGGUCUGCUCUUGGAUUAUGAUGCAUCACAGCUGGCUGUUCCGCACUAUUCUGUGGCCGUUGGCGGGACGUUUGACCACCUACACGCCGGGCACAAGCUACUUCUUACUGCAACAGUACUCGCCUUGGAUACGUGCUCGCCUCAGCCUGCCCGGAGCUGCGGAAGAGUUGUCACGAUUGGUAUAACCGGCGACGAGCUGCUGGUGAACAAGAAAUAUGCAGAAUUCUUGGAGUCCUGGGAAGAACGGUGGAAGGGUGUCUGGACGUUCCUUCAGUCGACCAUGAAUUUCUCCGCUGCCAGAGAAGCUGACAUCAAGCGCGAGUUCGAGCCUGGCCCCAAUGGAAGACGGGUCAUCGUCUCGCUUUACCCGGAUCUAGAACUCAGGUUCGUCCAGAUUGCCGACCCCUUUGGCCCUACUAUUACCGACAAGGAUAUUACGGCCUUGGUCGUGUCCAAGGAAACACGAUCUGGCGGGAAAGCUGUCAACGACGAGAGAGAGAAGAAGGGAUGGUCGAAGCUUGACGUCUUCGAGGUCGAUGUCCUAGAUGCUGGCGAUGGUACGUCUGUGUCGGAAGAUAGCUUCGAGUCCAAGAUAUCCAGCACUGAGAUCAGGCGCCGGCGUAUGAACCUAGCUAAAGGCAGUCUCUAA
This is a messenger RNA of Arthroderma uncinatum, 1194 nucleotides long. RefSeq names its product pantetheine-phosphate adenylyltransferase family protein. The record is from RefSeq and is a predicted model, not a curated record. Lineage: Eukaryota; Fungi; Ascomycota; Eurotiomycetes; Onygenales; Arthrodermataceae. The transcript has a single exon. The coding region runs from base 1 to 1194 and encodes 397 amino acids. Gene Ontology annotation, biological process: coenzyme A biosynthetic process. Gene Ontology annotation, molecular function: dephospho-CoA kinase activity.